UAUUGGCUCGUGACAUCUUUAGCUUGACAGUGUGUUUCCGGGGGGAGUGAGCACGAGCAGUUGCGGCGUGCAAGAGGGUUGUCAACAAAUUACCGGGGUCAUAAUGGCUGACAGUGCUGACUUUACACCCACCGUGAACAGCCAGUCUCCUGGAAAAGAGGAGCAGGGAGGAGGUGAAGGUGGAGGAGGCUCAGAAGGGGAUGUAAAAGGCGGUUUGACUGAUGCCCAGAGAGGCGUCUUGGAGAGGUGUGUGCAUGCGCUGAAGCACGCUAAAAACGACAGUCAGACGUUGGCUGCUCUUCUUCUGAUAAGUCGCUUGUGCCCAGCCAGUGAACUGGACAAACCCAUGUUGAGGCGCAUCUUUGAGGCGGUGGGCCUCAAUCUUCCAGCUCGGCUUCUGGUCACAGCAGUCAGAGGGGACGAGAACUCUGGCUUACCCCCAAAUGAGCUCCUUUCGCUGGGCACGGCUUUGCUGGCUGCCCUGAGCACAGAGCCAGACAUGGCCUCCAGUCCCCAGCUCCUCGCCACCGUCCCCCUCCUGCUAGGCAUCUUGGUAAACGGUCCUGUGUUUACCCAGCAGAAACAGGAAGCCCGGGAACAGCACCAAGUAGGGCAGAGUCCAGACGGUGAAGUCCAGUCAGCAAACAUUUCAAACCCAGACUGUAAUCCUGCCAGUGUGGCACAAUCUGCAGAAGAGACUGAGAGCAGCAAGCAAAAAGGUGAUGAUGGCAGUGAAGCAAGCAGAGUGUCAACGUCUCAGGAGAACCCUCCCUCUUCCAGCCUUGAUGCGGCCUUGGCUGCUGACUGCUACCUGGUUUUGACAGCUGUGUGUGCCUUACCCAGAGGCCCAGAGCAGCUCCUGAGCAGGGGCGCCAUCUCUGCUUUGUGCCAAGCGGUGGAACUGAAACAGACUCUCAGCCACGAGAAGGGGCUCGCCUUGCUGGGCUUGCUCCUCUCUGGUAAAAACAAGGACAAAGCAUGGAGCAAACACACUCCAGAGCUCCUCUCGCUGCUGGUCAGACUCUCCAAAGACUUCUGUGAAUCCACAGACGAGACCAGGUUGGGUAUGUGUGGUCAGUUGGCGCAGUUUCUGCCCCCAGCAGGAGUGGCAGCGGAGAGUGAGGAGCUGAAGGCAGUUGUGGGCCGUUUAUGGGAGGUACUGAGACCCAUGGUGCAGGCUAAAUUGACACCGAGACAUAUUGGACCAAUCCUGGUCCUCAGUGCUUGCCUGCUGGAUUUAUAUGGCUGGGAGAUGGCGGGACCUCCAAAGUUCUGUUGCUUACUGGUGAACCGGGCCUGCGUGGAGGUCAGAAUGGGUUUGGAAGAACUGCCUGGUAAUGAUUUGACCCCUGAGGUGCAACACACAAUAACAGGCUGUUACCGAAUCAUGGAGGCGGCCAUAGAGCAGGCCUGUAGUCCGGGAGUCCCGCAGGCUGCUGCACCUUCUCAGAGCUCCAUCUCUACCCUCAGUCUGCAGCAGAGCAGGCAGGUCCUCGGGGUCCUGGAGGAGGCCUUCUCUGGCUUGAUGUACUUCCUGCAGCAGGUGGAGCCGAGCCGCUAUGGCGACCCUUUCGUUUUCGCCACAUUCCGCUCUCUGUGCUCAUGGUUGGCUGAGGAGACUUCCUGUCUUAAGGAGGAAGUGACUAGACUCCUGCCAUUUCUGAUCAACUACACCCGAAGCCACCUGCAGGGUGGGAUCUUGGAGCAGAGCCUCGCUGACUGGAUGGUCAAGAUGUCUAUUGGUGAGGACAGGGGCGCGUGGACAGGCAGAGAGGCUCUCAGGUAUCUCCUCCCAGCUCUGUGCCACCUGUCAGCAGAGGAAGGUCCCAGGAAGGUGUUGCUCGAUGUCGACACUCCGGCCCUGCUGGUGGACUUCCUGUCUCAGAGCUGGACUUUCCUCAGGGGAAAAACCAGUGCAGCAUCCACAAGGGAUCCCAGCAUGGAGACGGCCUGCUCUGCAUUGCUCAACUUCACUGUUACAGAGCCAGAGAGAGUCAGAAAGGACUUGUGUUUCAGAAGCCUCGAGGUCCUUCUGAGUGAAGCACUCCCCCUCUUGGUGAAUAAGCCCCGCCUCCUGGUCCUAACAGCAAAUUGCUGCACUCUGGGACUCAUGAUUGGCAGAUUAAAGGAAGGAGGCUCAGUGGAAGCGGGCCAGCGCCGUUUCCUCUCUUCAGCUCUCCGGUUUCUUCGCAGCGCCCUGGACUCGAGCUCCAGUCCAGGUCCAGUGAAGGUGAGCCUGAGCUGGGAGGACAGUUGGGACGACGCUGCAGAGCUCUGGAGGUUGAGUUUGCAGGCUCUGGGAGGCUGCGCCCAUGCCCAACCCUCAAUCACCACCCUGAUCAGAGAGGAGGGUUGGCUCAGACACAUGCUCGCCAUGCUUCAUCAGUGUAGCGCUCUACCUGACCAGCUGACCCAGGAGGCGCUAGAGGAGGCUCUGUGUGCCCUGGCAGAGCGGUGCCCGGUGUGUAAACAAGAAAUUGGAGACAUGAUGACGAGAUCCAGGGAAGGAGCUUUGAGCAAAAUGAAGAAGCUGAAGAAGUCGGUGGUAGUGAAGUAAAACCAGCUGCUCUGGAGAAACGGUGUACUCUUUAAUUGAGAACUUUUAGUGAAACCGCACAAUGAAACCAAUAAACCAGGGAAACUGCUGAAACCAAA
Messenger RNA from Oreochromis aureus, 2655 nucleotides. It is a transcript of the gene ncdn, whose product is annotated as neurochondrin. Bases 104 to 2557 code for a protein of 817 amino acids. Lineage: Eukaryota; Metazoa; Chordata; Actinopteri; Cichliformes; Cichlidae. Gene Ontology annotation, cellular component: dendrite. The record is from RefSeq and is a predicted model, not a curated record. Gene Ontology annotation, biological process: neuron projection development; regulation of neuronal synaptic plasticity. The transcript is spliced from 8 exons.